Chaetomium strumarium is the source of this 1452-nucleotide messenger RNA. RefSeq lists its product as uncharacterized. Lineage: Eukaryota; Fungi; Ascomycota; Sordariomycetes; Sordariales; Chaetomiaceae. Bases 159 to 1007 code for a protein of 282 amino acids. The record is from RefSeq and is a predicted model, not a curated record. Gene Ontology annotation, molecular function: oxidoreductase activity, acting on the CH-OH group of donors, NAD or NADP as acceptor. The transcript has a single exon.
CCGCACAGAGGGUUGGCAUGCUUACCAUCACCAUUGUAGCUAGCCAAGUCCCUGUAUUUACUUUACAACCCGUCCUGCAUCAGGACAAAUAGAAACCCGAAAGAGCUUAUUGGACUGGGAAGAGUACAGACCAUAUUUAUCGACUCACCCGAACCAACAUGUCCACCGUGCGCGAGCUAGACCUCAUAGGCAAGGUGGCCGUCAUCAGCGGUGCCUCUCGCGGCAUCGGGCGCGCCAUUGCCUUCAACCUCGCUUCUCGAGGUUGCUCCAUCCUCGGAACCUGCACGGGUGAUAAGGGCGUCAAGGCUAUCUCAUCACACUUGAAUGACGAGAUGACAACCCGCGUCUUUGAAGCCACAUCGAGAGAGCGACCGGAGACCCUUCAGAUCAAAGGACUUGUCGCGAACAUCUUCUCCCACGAUUGCGCAAGCACCAUCGCCAACGAGGCCAGAGAUUCGUUCAACGGCCGAGUCGAUAUCUUUGUCAACUCCGCCAGCGAUCCCAUGCCGGGUAUCAUCGGCGAGAUGGGAACCGACGAAAUCCAGCGCAGCCUCCUGGCCAACAUCCAAACCCCAGUCAUGAUCGUGGAGGAGCUUGUACGCAGGCGCUACUUCCAGCCCGACAGCCGCAUCAUCUACAUCUCGUCCAUCCGGUCGCGCCAGCCCUGGAGCGAUCAGCUCAUGUACGCGGCGGGAAAGUCGGCCGGCGAGUCGCUGUGCCGGACCUGGGCGCAGGCCUUUGGCGGCAAGGACGAGAGAUAUUCUUUCAUGUCCGGCACAACAGCGAAUGCCGUCACAGUCGGUCUGACCGAGACCGAGGCUGUCGUCAACUGCGGACCGGAGGCGGUCAAGAUGUUCCAGGAUGAGUUCUUCCCCGCGCAGAGCAUCCCGCGGUUUGGACAGGCCGAGGAUGUGGCCGACGCCGUGGGGCUUCUGUGUGGUCGCGAUGCUAGGUGGGUCACAGGCUGUGUUAUUAGCGCCAGCGGAGGCGGCAUCAAGACCGGGUGACAAGCUGUAGGCGGUCGCCGUGUUCCCUUGCGGGGAAAAAUAGAAAAGGAGAGAACUGAGAAAAGCUGCGACUUGGUAACGGCCGAAACAGGUUUCGUUCUGUCUCCUAUCCCAAAGUAUAUGUGCAGGUGACAACUACUACCUAAGCUUGGGGUAUUGCCUCUCUAGGUUCUAGAGCCUAGAACGGCAUGGCCGUGUUGGCCGUGUCAAUGGUACCGUUGGCUCGGCGAAAUGUAGUCGGUCGAGGGGCUAGAGUGGUCGCCAAUUCUGUGUAUGAUUCCAGAGCGGCAUGGUGGCCUGAUACUUUCAGCCGCCUAGCGUCCCACAUCACCAGUCCCCACUGGCGAAAUGAGUCGGGGAAGUGGUAUUUGCCAAAGCGGUUGCUCGCUACUCGGCGCCAGAAUAGCACCCAGGCAGCCGAGGGCGAUUCCGUUGUAUCCUGGAC